UCAGACCUCUAAGAUGGAAAGAAAAUUAAUGGCUUCUUCGAGAAAGGUGCAACGGGAAGACGAAAAGAAGGAGAAAUCCGUUGAUACAGAGGAUUAUUACGCAAGCAACCAAGUCUCAGAUGAAUCAGAAGAACUUGAAAAGAGUUGUUUAACAGAAGAAGAAGAAGAUGACUAUUUGUCUGAUCAGAACAGUCAUAAGCGGAGAAGGGAAGAAGCUGCUACGACUUGUGAAUCAAAGAAAAGAAAGAAGCAUGACUGUAAGCCAAGAAACGAAUUUCGAUACGAUACGUUGGAUUUUGACGACGACUGGCUUUUUGGUACUGUUAAUAAGAAGCAAAAGAAGACUACAAAUGAUAAAGCUGCAGCUAGCACGAUGAAUGAUGUUGAAGACAUGAACAAGAUCAAGUUGCAGCUAUCAUCAUCAUCAUCAGGAGUUGUUGUCUCUUUUCCUAGGGCUCAGUUUUUGUCUAAAGUCGGGAUUUUCGCGUUACCAUAUACUGUCCCCUUUUAG
This is a messenger RNA of Eutrema salsugineum, 511 nucleotides long. RefSeq lists its product as uncharacterized. The transcript has a single exon. Lineage: Eukaryota; Viridiplantae; Streptophyta; Magnoliopsida; Brassicales; Brassicaceae. Bases 14 to 511 code for a protein of 165 amino acids. The record is from RefSeq and is a predicted model, not a curated record.